GGCUAAGCUCUGCACCCGCAGAGGUGAGAGACAAGCUCUCAGGUACUCCCUGAGGGACCGUCCCGCGACUCAGGAGCCACCGCUGUUGGGCCAAGGGCUCCGGAGAGCAGGAACCCACGCAGGCCAGUCUCUGAGUGGCGUCUGCGGAACGAAUGAGUGAAUGAAUGAAUGCGCCUUGUGCCUCGGAACCGGCCAGGACGCCUAUCGCCAGGGGCAGAGGGCUCAAGAUCACGGAGCAGGAAAGACCAAGCUGUACGCAGAGCCGACCAGAGCCCUCUCCAGCCAGGUCCUGCGCCUCAGUCCGAGCAUCAGGAGGCCCAUUUUCCAGGUGGACAUGAGCUGACGCCUCCAGAGGUCCUGCUGGUGCUGCCAUUGAGUGGUGCCUCGCAUGCCCAGGGGCCUAGGAGGAGGCACGGGCACCCCGGUUUUACAGGCUGAGCGGUGCUGACAGCUCCAGGGCCAGCAUGGCAGAUCCUGAUGACAGUCCCCGAGUGGGGCCUGGGGAGCUAGCGGAGCCCCCCGGGGAUGAGAGUGGCACUUCUGGCGGGGAAGCCUUCCCUCUCUCCUCGCUGGCCAGUCUGUUUGAGGGGGACGAGGGCUCCUCUUUGCCCUCACCAGCUGAUGCCGGUCGCCCCGCCGGCCAGGGCGAUGGGCGACCCAACCUGCGCAUGAAGUUCCAGGGUGCCUUCCGCAAGGGGGUGCCCAACCCCAUCGACCUGCUGGAGUCCACCCUGUAUGAGUCCUCGGUGGUGCCUGGGCCCAAGAAAGCACCCAUGGACUCGCUCUUUGACUACGGCACCUACCGUCACCAUCCCAGUGACAACAAGCGGUGGAGAAGGAAAGUCAUGGAGAAGCAGCCACAGAGCCCCAAAGCUCCCGCACCCCAGCCGCCCCCCGUCCUUAAAGUCUUCAACCGGCCCAUCCUCUUUGACGUCGUGUCCCGGGGCUCCACUGCCGACCUGGACGGGCUGCUCCCCUUCUUGCUGACCCACAAGAAACGCCUGACUGACGAGGAGUUCCGGGAGCCGUCCACGGGGAAGACCUGCCUGCCCAAGGCCCUGCUGAACCUGAGCAAUGGUCGCAACGAUACCAUCCCUGUGCUCCUGGACAUCGCUGAGCGCACAGGCAACAUGCGAGAGUUCAUCAACUCACCCUUCCGAGACAUCUACUACCGAGGCCAGACCGCCCUGCACAUCGCCAUCGAGCGCCGCUGCAAACACUACGUGGAGCUCCUGGUGGCCCAGGGGGCCGACGUGCACGCCCAGGCCCGCGGCCGAUUCUUCCAGCCCAAGGACGAGGGUGGCUACUUCUACUUUGGGGAGCUGCCGCUGUCGCUGGCCGCCUGCACCAACCAGCCGCACAUCGUCAACUACCUGACCGAGAACCCGCACAAGAAGGCCGACAUGCGGCGCCAGGACUCGCGCGGCAACACGGUGCUGCACGCGCUGGUGGCCAUCGCCGACAACACCCGCGAGAACACCAAGUUCGUCACCAAGAUGUACGACUUACUGCUGCUCAAGUGCGCGCGCCUCUUCCCCGACAGCAACCUGGAGGCCAUGCUCAACAACGACGGCCUCUCGCCGCUCAUGAUGGCAGCCAAGACCGGCAAGAUUGGGAUCUUUCAGCACAUCAUCCGGCGGGAGGUGACUGAUGAGGACACACGACACCUGUCCCGCAAGUUCAAGGACUGGGCCUAUGGCCCCGUGUAUUCCUCGCUCUAUGACCUCUCCUCCCUGGACACGUGUGGGGAAGAGGCCUCUGUGCUAGAGAUCCUGGUGUACAAUAGCAAGAUCGAGAACCGCCACGAGAUGCUGGCUGUGGAGCCUAUCAAUGAGCUGCUGCGAGACAAGUGGCGGAAGUUCGGGGCGGUCUCCUUCUACAUCAACGUGGUGUCCUACCUGUGUGCCAUGGUCAUCUUCACACUCACUGCCUACUACCAGCCGCUGGAGGGCACUGAUCCAGAUGUUUGGGGCACUGGGGAACAUCUUGAUCCGAGGCCAGAUGCUGGAGGGGCAGAUGAGGACCUUGUGCCCACCCUGCAGCCACCCUACCCUUACCGCACCACGGUGGACUACCUGCGGCUGGCCGGCGAGGUCAUCACGCUCUUCACGGGCGUGCUGUUCUUCUUCACCAACAUCAAAGACUUGUUCAUGAAGAAAUGUCCCGGCGUGAACUCUCUCUUCAUCGACGGCUCCUUCCAGCUGCUCUACUUUAUCUACUCCGUGCUGGUGAUCGUCUCUGCGGGCCUCUACCUGGCUGGGAUCGAGGCCUACCUGGCCGUGAUGGUCUUCGCCCUGGUCCUGGGCUGGAUGAACGCCCUCUACUUCACUCGAGGGCUGAAACUGACUGGGACCUACAGCAUCAUGAUCCAGAAGAUCCUGUUCAAAGACCUCUUCCGCUUCCUGCUCGUCUACUUGCUCUUCAUGAUCGGCUACGCUUCAGCCCUGGUCUCCCUCCUGAACCCGUGUGCCAACAUGAAGGUGUGUAAUGAGGAUCAGACCAACUGCACGGUGCCCACGUACCCCUCGUGCCGUGACAGCGACACCUUCAGCACCUUCCUGCUGGACCUCUUCAAGCUGACCAUCGGCAUGGGCGACCUGGAGAUGCUGAGCAGCACCAAGUACCCUGUGGUCUUCAUCACCUUGCUUGUCACCUACAUCAUCCUCACCUUCGUGCUCCUGCUCAACAUGCUCAUCGCCCUCAUGGGGGAGACAGUGGGCCAGGUCUCCAAGGAGAGCAAGCACAUCUGGAAGCUGCAGUGGGCCACCACCAUCCUGGACAUGGAGCGCUCCUUCCCCGUGUUCCUGAGGAGGGCCUUCCGCUCUGGGGAGAUGGUGACUGUGGGCAAGAGCUCGGACGGCACCCCGGAUCGCAGGUGGUGCUUCAGGGUGGAUGAGGUGAACUGGUCUCACUGGAACCAGAACCUGGGCAUCAUCAAUGAAGACCCCGGCAAGAGCGACACCUACCAGUACUACGGCUUUUCACACACCGUGGGCCGCCUCCGGAGGGAUCGCUGGUCCUCCGUGGUGCCCCGCGUGGUGGAGCUGAACAAAACCUCCAGCCCGGAUGAGGUGGUGGUGCCUCUGGACAACCUGGGGAACCCCAGCUGCGACGGCCACCAGCAGAGUUACCCCCCGAAGUGGAGGACUGACGACGCCCCCCUCUAGGGCUGCAGAAGGCCCUGGCCCUCACACCUGCACAUUUUUAGUCCACUUGCUGCUCCAGCGGCGUAUCCCAGUGUCCCCCGUACCUGUGACCCCCAGAGGCGAGAGCCCACGGAGAUGCUGGGGAGCCCCCAGGACCCUCUGGCCCCUAGGCUCCCACCCCAGCUCUCCCGGGAUGGGCUCCGGGCUGCCUGUCUCACUCCCAUGGAGUCACCUGAGCACCGCAGGCCUCUGCCCGGAGCCUGCCCUGCCUUUUCCAUUAUUUAUUGCUCUGCUCUCAGGAAAGCAUGAGCAGCCCCACCUGGGACCAGAAAGCGUCCUCGAUGCCUUGCUGCGGGCCCUGCACACACCAGCACCGAUGAGGUGGCUUCGCCGGGCACCUGGCCUGGGGCUGGGCCGCACUUUCUGGGUGUCCUGUAGUGCCUGCCCUGUGUCGGUGCUCAAUAAAUGGUCACUCGUCAGUGGUGGAGCUGGAGGGGGGCGAGGGUGAUGGUGACAGACGGUGUCCGGGUGCUAGAAUCGCUGGUGGGGAAGGGCAAGGGGGCCAGUGAGGGCACAGUGCUCACGGGUGGCCUUUAGGGUGCUGAGGGUGGGGGCCUCGGGAUGGGCCGAGGCUGCAGUGGCCCCCGGGAAGGUAAAGACUGAGGGAAUGGGAGGGGUGUUGCUGGUGAGGAGUAAAACCGUUCUUGGGGGACAGUAAUGCCACCUCCUGCUGCAGCCCCUCAGCCCUGCCCGGAAGCUUGCCGGGAAGAGCUGGUCACAGGUGCUGUUCUGCGAGGUGAUACUGUACCUUUCUGGGACCGCAGCCUCCCCUGUGAGGGGUGAAGGUGGAUGACAGCAAGGAACUGAUUUCAGCAGGAA
This is a messenger RNA of Fukomys damarensis (Damara mole-rat), 4025 nucleotides long. RefSeq names its product transient receptor potential cation channel subfamily V member 4 (gene Trpv4). Gene Ontology annotation, molecular function: calcium channel activity; protein binding. The coding region runs from base 465 to 3167 and encodes 900 amino acids. Gene Ontology annotation, cellular component: membrane; cilium. Gene Ontology annotation, biological process: calcium ion import across plasma membrane; osmosensory signaling pathway; actin filament organization. The record is from RefSeq and is a predicted model, not a curated record. The transcript is spliced from 17 exons. NCBI's taxonomy places the organism in Eukaryota, Metazoa, Chordata, Mammalia, Rodentia, Bathyergidae.